AUGAUUUGUUAUUUCAAAUUUACCUUUACAUGGAUUUUACUUACACCUCAACUCACAGAUGGCGGAAGUGUCACAUGGUAUGAACCAACUCCGGUUAAGACAACAUCAGAUCAAGCCGAAGUACUCACCCCUGGCAAGUUACAGGUUUAUGAAGGAUCUUCUACCACAUUGAAUUGGAAUUACAGUCUGACGUCAAAUUUACUUUCGGUUCGCAUACAAUUUAAUGGUGUUGGUAUAGUUGCCGUUUCAUCAGAUGGACAAGCUGGUCCUGUUAAUCUUAAUUUUCGGCAACGGAUCAGCAUAAGCUCGACUCCACAAAGCGUUUCUCUGUUGAUCUCUAAAGUGACUACUGCUGACGAUAAGUCAAAUGGAGAAUUUAGCUGUGAGUUGAGGGACUUAAAUGCUGCUAAGUGGAGACGUGCAAUUCAGGUGCAAGUUGUAGCUCCAUUAAAUAUUACUGGGAUAAGAGGUGAACCGACUGUUCUUGAAGGCGAUAACUUGCAGUUAAUCUGCAAAACAUCGAGUGAGAUGGAACCAAACAUCACCUGGACCAAAGAGAAGGUUGGGAACCGAGGGAAUGUUGGUGUGGUGCAAGAAGGAAAGGUGCUGAAUAUACCAAACAUCAGCCGGACUGAUGCAGGAACAUUUACCUGUACAGCAUAUAAUGGCUUUGGUAAACCAGAGAACCAAACAGUUUAUGUGAAUGUUGUUUAUCCAGCUAAGAUUGUUAAAUUUGAGCCUGAGUAUAUUGUUGUUGUACAACAAAGUGUAACUCUUAACUGUGGAGCAGUAGGAAACCCUCCACCUACUUACACUUGGACUCCAUGUAAUGACUUAGAACAAGUUUGUGACAAGAGCACUCUUCAUAUUUCACAAGUCCUUGAUGAUGCCAAGUAUACCUGCGGAGUGGCCAAUGCACAUGGACUUGAUUCAAAAACUGCCAAAGUUUACAUUGGAGGAAAUGUGAUCAACAUAACUAUUGUCAUCACAAGUGAAACAUGUAUAGAUGGAAAAUACAACCAAUCCUUUUUACUGGAGAAAUUUAAAGAACUGCUUGAGGAUGCUUUUGCUGAUAAACUUGGCUAUGAAAGAGUGCAGUUGAUAUGUGUGAGGUGUGGAAGUAUCAUUGUUGACUUUGCACUGAAAUUCAACUCCACUACAAAGGAACAAGAUGUUAUCAUAACCCUUCGAGAUUAUGUGAAAGAUGGAAAGCUGGGAGAGUUCAGUGUUGCUGCCAUAAAAUUGAAAGGACCUGAUGUGGAACCGACAGGCGAAGGUGCCACAUCACCACUUGACCGGUCCUAUGGGCGUAAGUUGCAACUUCCGAGUUGGACGAAAACAGGUACCAUACGUAUUGUUGUUGGUACAGUGUUUGGAUCAGUUGCUGCACUGGCUGUUGCUGGAAUAUUAGUUUGGUGGACUUACAGGAAAAGGAGGCGCAAUACGAAAGGCACUGAAGAGGUGGCGAUGAGCGGAAGAACAUUUGGAAAUUCAAGCAAUGAAACAGGAGGAAAUACUGAUAUACAUAUUGCCGUCGAAUUGCCUGAACCUCCUCAAAGCCAUUAUAUGGCACUGGAGGACAGAACUCGUUCACAAAUGAUGGCAGAUGCCAGUCCACUCAGCAGUGAACAAACCAGCGAGUACGCUUCUCUUGAUCUAUACACACGCUCUUGGGAGACUCCUAGAGAACAUGUGACAAUAAAGCAGAUCAUUGGAAAAGGUGCUUUUGGUCAGGUUGCCAAGGCAAUAGCCGUUAACCUACAAGGAAGAGCCAAGGAGACGAUCGUAGCAGUUAAAAUGUUGAAAGAAAACGCUUCUGAAUCAGAGAGAAAGGAUUUGCUGUCUGAACUUGAAUUAAUGAAACAACUUAAACCUCAUCCUUAUGUUAUCAAACUUCUGGGAUGCGUUACCAAGUCUGAGCCAUUGUUUGUGCUGAUAGAAUAUGUUCCUUUUGGGGAUCUGCUGGGUUACCUGCGAAAGAGCCGUGGAUUCAAUGAUACUUACUACAGAGACCCGGAUAUCAAACCACAAACAAAUCUGACCUCACAGCAGCUGAUGAAGUUUGCUUGGCAAAUCGCAGAUGGAAUGUCCUAUUUGUCAUCGAUAUCCGUUAUUCAUAGAGAUCUUGCAGCUCGUAAUGUGCUAGUUGGAGAGGAGGAAACUUGCAAAGUGACGGACUUUGGAAUGGCCAGAGAUGUGCAAGAGGACAAUAUUUACCAAAGAAAAACUGGGGGGCGUCUCCCUGUAAAAUGGACUGCCAUUGAGGCGCUGCUUUACGGAAAAUAUUCUACCAAGAGUGAUGUGUGGAGUUACGGAGUUCUCCUCUAUGAGAUUUUCACGAUUGGUGGUUCACCGUAUCCAAGGAUAGAUGGAAGAAAAAUUGCAAACUUACUUCAAGAGGGAUACAGAAUGCCUAAACCACAACAUGUGGAUGCUAAGUUGUAUGACUUAAUGACAAAAUGUUGGAAAGACGACCCUAACUUGAGACCAUCUUUUGAGAAGUUGAGAAAAAAACUCAAAGAAAUGGAAAACCAGCACAAGGGGCUGAUAAACUUAAAAAAUUACGAUGAUCGACUCUACGUUAACGUUGACGAUCUUGCCGUGUAA
This is a messenger RNA of Pocillopora verrucosa, 2607 nucleotides long. The record is from RefSeq and is a predicted model, not a curated record. Lineage: Eukaryota; Metazoa; Cnidaria; Anthozoa; Scleractinia; Pocilloporidae.